Molecule: messenger RNA, 4374 nt
Organism: Carassius auratus (goldfish)
Lineage: Eukaryota; Metazoa; Chordata; Actinopteri; Cypriniformes; Cyprinidae
Gene: shld2
Product: shieldin complex subunit 2
Exons: 9
Coding region: 1848-4181 (777 amino acids)
Biological process (GO): regulation of double-strand break repair via homologous recombination
Cellular component (GO): nucleus; site of double-strand break
Source: RefSeq, a predicted model, not a curated record
UGUUAUGUACCCUUUAAAACUGCUUUGACACAAUCUGUAUUGUACGAAGUGCUAUAUAAAUAAAGUUGACUUAACCUCUGCUCACAGAAAUAAGAAACUCGAAGAGAUUUGGAACAGCUUGAGGGCGAGUAAAUUAUAACAUUUUGGGGUGAACUAUCCCUAUAAAAAAAAAAGUGUAUUUUAUGAGUUAUUUGGUGAUUAAGUGAGCAAGAAAACUCAAAAAGGUAGUUUCAUUAGCUCUUCUGUAUGCAUAUUGUGGAAUUAGCAUGUCCAAUGUACAUAUUCAGGGAGUACAAAGUCUGCAUUCUUUUACUUAUACUUUAUGCAUAUUUUGCUGAAUCUUCAUUUAUCGCAUAUUUAAAUCCAAUAACUGAAUAGGAUUGCAGGUCAUGUUAUCCUUUAACUAGUUUCCUCACAGCUCAAUAAAAAAUAAAAAAAACUUUUAGCUCCUUCCCCAUGUAAACUGGUUAUGAGGUCUCUUUUACAUUAACUUAAUAAGAGGCUUCCCAGCACACAAGGUGCAAAAACAUGUUUUCUUGUUAUCCGGUUACUAGACCUCAAGGUAAACUCAUUGACUGAGCUCAUUUACAAACUUAACAGUUUAAAGUCUAGCCAUCAGUUCAGUGACUGUCUCACUGGAAGCUCCUCUUAAAUAUAAUCAAUAGAAGAUCAAGCAGGGUACAAUAUAACAUCUCUUCCAAAACUUUGUUGAUCAGUUUAGCCGAACUCCUCAGCAACUUAAAAUGGUGGUUAAAGUAAAUGUGAUGUAAUUACUUCAUUUGGUCAUUCUACAGUUGAAGGUAAGGUUCCUUCCUAGUUUUAAAAAGGGGAAAUUAGUCUGAAAAAACUGACUGGAUGUAGCUUCUAUUGGAGGAAACUGCAGAGAGACUGAACUGCUCUGGAGGGCUUCCACCUCCCUUCCUUAAUAAAGCAUUGCAGAGUCAGUCCUGAUGAAGCACAAUCUAACGGCCUAACAAAAAUCUCCAGAACAGGUCAUGCUUCAUAGAAACAGUUCUUACACAAGCACAUUCCAGUGAUUAUAAAGGAGUUCACAACUUCCCAAAAGUUACAAAUAUCCCUGUAAAGAGAAAACUGUAAUUUAUAUGAUGGGGGUGGCAGACCUACCUAAUAAAAUAAACAUAUGAACAAGCCAGGCAGCAUUCCUGCUGAAAUCCUGAUCAAAUGUAAACCUAAAAUGGUGAAGCAAUGCAGGGUGUGUUUUUAAUUAUAAGCCAUUCUUCUCUCCUACAUAUUAUAAAAUAUUAAAUGCAAUGCAUAUAGGUCUAUGUUGGUCAUUAGCUUGGGUAACAUUUUGUACCAGCAACCAACUGGUCUUCAAACCAGUUUAAGAUGGUCAAACUGUUAAAUGCUCUAAAGAUGUACACAAGCUGGUCAUUUUAUACCAACAAACCUGCACGUGACCAUCUCGCCUAAAUGUACACAUUAGACCAGCUCAUAGACAAGAUAAAUAACUAAAACCCGUUUAUUCCGAUAUAACACCUAUUUAUUAGCCGCUUUAUUACCAGGAUCAGUACACAGCAUGUUGAUUUUAUUAUUGUGCAGCUUGCACGCAAACAGUCGCAGAGUGUCGCUGCUGCGCAACCGCGACGCAGGAUAUUUUCCAAGUGCAUGGCACGCAAGAAGGCCUAUUUAUCACUCUCUGUCAAAUUACAAAGCUAAUGCGUGUAAAAUCAAUGUGUUGGACACGCGCAGAAUCGCGUCACCACAAUGCAAAACAUCUGAAGAUGCUUCGAUAGAUGGCCACUUUAACCUGUCUGCAAAUAUAGUAGAAGCCCUGGCAAUCUUAUGACUGGGCCAAUAUCAGUGCAACUUCUAAAGACAGGAAAAUGGCACACAAACCAAAGAUUCAUGUUUUUUUGGGUGCCCCAUGUCCCCAAGCACUCCCUGAAGAUGUGCAGGAGAGAGCAGCCGCACCCUGGAAAACAAUAGACCUCACUUGGAGUCAUGGCAGGUUGAUUCCCAAAGACACCAUUAGAGAAGCCCAAACAGAUGAGUGUGUUGCAAUGGUUAGUGGUAGAAUGCAAGCUGCUGUUUCCUCUGACAGAGUAUCUGAGAGUUUAGAGGACAAAACAGAAACAUCACAGGAUGACGGCGCUCCAUCAGGCAGCCAGUGCUCUCAGUCAAAGGCAGAGUCUGUUGAAGAAGAGGUAUUGUGUCCUGUAUUAGUGACUGAAUACCUAGAUAGUUGCUUCUGCUCGCAUAGACAAGGCAGAGAUGGAAGGCCUGCAUCACCUGUUUCCACAGAGACUGAGUAUCUGAGUACAUGGACAAAGUCCCAAGCCUUGCUUCUUCGAGGUAGAGCGGCCCAAUGUCCAACUUCUGACUUUCCUGAUGACUUUCUUCUUGGUUCUCCACACACCCCUCCCAAACAAACGCCCUCAUCUUCUGUAAGUUCCCCAGAACUGUACAGUCCUGUGGUCAGCCCUGAAGAGAGGGGUUUAGGGGGAACCUUGCAAAGCUCAGGAGAGUGGCAUAAUGACAGUCUAAGUCAAAGACAGCAGGAGAGAGGGGUAAUUCUGGAAAUCACAACUGACGGCAUCCUUUGCUCUCAGGGUAAUGCUGUGGCUGAAAAAGCUGUUGGUCAUGAGGAAGUUGGGCUUAAUAUUGACUCACUUGCACAGACUUCACCUGGUCCCACUUCUUCUAAAAAAAUGAAGCUUGCUCAGACCGAAAGUAAAACUAAAGAAACAAAGCAGAGGGCAAGAACAUCUGCUGCCCCCCUCUGUGGCCCUACAACCCUGCUGGCCAGGUGUAAGACUCAUGGUGUACGAUACGCCAUCUUGGUUGCUGUGGUGCACCCAUGCCACUUAAAGGAAGUCAAAGUUAAAACUGGAGCCUCGGCUGGAACCAGUGUUCCUUUAGCAACACUGAUUGUAACAGACCAAUCAGACGUGGAGAUGAAGGUGGUGUUAUGGAGGACAUCGGCUUUCUGGGCUCUGACAGUUUUUCCAGGAGAAAUUCUGCUCAUUACAGAUGUGACAGUGCACAUAGACAAGUGGAAGACCGAGACUGUCCUGCAGUCGUCCUUCACCAGUAAGCUGCUGAAUUUGGGACAGGUCACAAGGGAACGUAUUCCACCUGCCCCACAGAAUUUGAACUGUCAUACACUGAGAAGGCUGUGCACUCAUUUGUGUGAGAAGCGCCCCCUCUUGGUGUCUCUGCCUCUUCAGAAACCUCAGGAUUUGCACUCCAUCCCCUUCAUCCGCCUUGGAGCUUUACGUCCCGACACACUGGUUCACGCUCUGCUUAGGGUUAAACACUCGCAGUUAAUCACAGCCUGGCGUGAUGAAGCAGAGGGGACAUCCAGAGUAGGAGGUGUACUAAAAGCCAUUUUGAAUGUGGAGCAAGGAGAUGGUGACCAAGGUGCUGUCAUACUUUGGGGAGCUGCUCUCACCUGGCUGCAGCGUUUGGAGAGGAACAAAGAUGCUGUGUGGGAGUUCAGGUUGCUGCUAGUCAGACAAGAUGUGACUUCAGGUUUGCUAGAGCUGCAUUCUACUCCAUGGAGCAGCUGUCAGCCUCUCUUUCCUGAUGACAAUCGAUGCAAGGAGUUUUACAACACCGUUCGCUCACAGAGGACCGCUAGCAGCUUUGAGAUUGAUCUCAGCACACUCCUGUCCCAGAAAUACUCGGGUGAUGUGGAUCUGAGAGUUCAAAUCACAGCGUUCCAGUUCCAGAGCAGUCCAUCCCAGGAAGCCUCGCUGGUAAUAAAAGGCAACACGCCCUUGGAGACGAUCUUGGACGUAGUCUCUGGUGACAUCAUAUUUGCUGGAUGUGGUCAGUGCUCUGCAGAACUGGAAACAGAUGAGAACAGCAUAUACAGACCCUGCUACCCAUGUCUGCCCCACACAGGAGUGCGUCGCUACUAUAGGCCAGUUGUUUUAACUGUGCAAGCUGGAGAUGAUCAAAUCUGUGUGCAAGUUCCCCCUGCUCUAGUGCAGAGGAUCCUCCUGAACACUGCCCCAGAUAAGCUACAUAAGACCAUAGCCCCAGCAUCCGAGGUGAGGUUCAUCCAGGUCGUAGCUAACAGGAUUAGUUCCAUAUUGACCCCCACGAAGAACACAUUUCUCCUGACCGUCCGAAGCCAUUUCCAGUGUGAUGACAACAGCAUUCCUGUCAUUCAGAACUUUAUAUUAUUAGACUUCAGCUCACUAGAGUCGUGAAGAAUAUUCAUGUAUAUUUUAAGAUGAUGCCAUUUAUUUUUAAUAGCUAUGAUUAAACUGUCUUAAGGUCAUAUAUCAUGUAUAAUUUACAAAGCACAUGAGUAUUAUUGCAUCCUGGAUAUUCUUUGAAAAAAUAAAAUGUGGCUUUGGCAAUAAAUUAAAAUGUAUUCAAUAAAAAUUGUAAACAAAAAUA